AUGAGAGCUGGUGCUCGAGGCGACAUUGUAGUUUCGGAAUUCCUAGAUAGCAUUGGAGGUUAUAGAUUCAAGGAGCGUAGAGAUCGUUUACUUGAUAUCCUUGACAUCAACCUGGACUGGCACAUGGACGGAGAGAGAAGGAGAGUUCAACUCUGCAUGGGCUUGAUGUGCAACUGGGACAUUCUUUUACUUGACGAGGUCACCGUUGAUCUCGACGUGCUCACCAGAUUUUCGCUCCCCAAAUUCCUGAAGCAAGCGGCCAAUGAACAUAAAGCUACUAUAGUCUAUACCACACACAUCUUCGAAGGAAUUGACGACUUUCCGAAUCACAUAGCUCACAUGCGGGAUAGCACUUUUGUCACCAAUCCAACGUCUUGGCCAAUCCCUAAUAGUAAUUCGAAGAGUUUGCAUGCCAUUGCGCUCGAGUGGAUUGGCAAUGACAGAAAGACGCGUGAUCGUGAAGAAAAGGAAGGGAAGCGGAAGAAGGUUCGGGGUGCCAGGUUUCAGAUCACCCCCACGGACUCUGAAACGUUUUACAGAAAGUACGACUACGGCCGCCAGACGAACCACUAUACGUGA
Messenger RNA from Marasmius oreades (fairy-ring Marasmius), 579 nucleotides. RefSeq lists its product as uncharacterized. The coding region runs from base 1 to 579 and encodes 192 amino acids. The record is from RefSeq and is a predicted model, not a curated record. The transcript has 7 exons. NCBI's taxonomy places the organism in Eukaryota, Fungi, Basidiomycota, Agaricomycetes, Agaricales, Marasmiaceae.